GCCUCCAGUGUGUAAAUGCAUGUUCUAGCAAGGCUCACUCUGACUCUGGAUCUCCUGCAUCCGGCUCGUCAUCACCUGACCUCUGGUACUUGGGAUAUGAGCCAGCAGUCUGCCUCAUUGACCUUCAGAUUUUGGGUUUGUCAACCCCUGCAAACAUGUGAGUCAAGAGAAGCCUCCAUCCUGAUGUCUGACCCACGGAUUUGGGACUUGCCAGCCUCCACAACUGUUGAUGGAUGGGCAGACAGAGAUGAAGUCAUUGAAGGUUAUGAGGUGGAAGCCAACGGGGGAAUCACCAUAAAGCUGCAGUCUCCAGAGGUCAGGUCAUUUGAUGAUUAUUUCCUGAAACUGAGGCUGGACACUAAUACAAGGAAUCCAUGGUUCCCUGAAUUCUGGCAACAUCGGUUCCAGUGCCGCCUACCAGGACACCUUCUGGAAAAUCCCAACUUUAAAAGAAUCUGUACAGGCAAUGAAAGCUUAGAAGAGAACUACGUCCAGGACAGUAAAAUGGGAUUUGUCAUCAAUGCCAUCUACGCCAUGGCACAUGGGCUGCAGAACAUGCACCACGCACUCUGCCCAGGCCACGUGGGCCUCUGUGAUGCCAUGAAGCCCAUUGAUGGCCAAAAACUCCUGGACUUCCUCAUCAAAUCCUCAUUCAUCGGUGUAUCUGGAGAGGAGGUGUGGUUUGAUGAGAAAGGGGAUGCUCCUGGAAGAUAUGAUAUCAUGAAUCUGCAAUACACUGAAGCUAAUCGCUAUGACUAUGUACAUAUUGGAACCUGGCAUGAAGGGGUGCUGAACAUCGAUGAUUACAAAAUCCAGAUGAAUAAGAGCGGAGUAGUACGGUCUGUGUGCAGUGAGCCUUGCUUAAAGGGUCAGAUUAAGGUCAUACGGAAAGGGGAAGUGAGCUGCUGCUGGAUUUGCACCGCUUGCAAGGAGAAUGAAUAUGUGCAAGAUGAGUUCACCUGCAAAGCUUGCGACUUGGGAUGGUGGCCCAAUGCCGACCUAACAGGCUGUGAACCCAUUCCUGUCCGCUACCUCGAAUGGAGCAACAUAGAAUCCAUCAUUGCCAUCGCCUUCUCUUGCCUGGGCAUUCUUGUUACCUUGUUUGUCACCUUAAUCUUUGUGCUGUACCGGGACACACCAGUGGUCAAAUCCUCCAGUCGAGAGCUCUGCUACAUUAUCCUAGCUGGCAUCUUCCUCGGUUACGUGUGCCCUUUCACUCUCAUUGCGAAACCUACCACCACGUCCUGCUACCUCCAGCGCCUCCUGGUUGGCCUCUCCUCUGCCAUGUGCUACUCUGCUUUAGUGACCAAAACCAAUCGCAUUGCACGUAUCCUCGCUGGCAGCAAGAAGAAGAUCUGCACCCGGAAACCCAGGUUCAUGAGUGCCUGGGCCCAGGUGAUCAUUGCCUCAAUUCUGAUCAGUGUGCAGCUAACACUGGUGGUAACCCUGAUCAUCAUGGAGCCCCCCAUGCCCAUUCUGUCCUACCCAAGCAUCAAAGAAGUCUACCUUAUCUGCAACACCAGCAACCUGGGUGUGGUGGCCCCUCUGGGCUACAAUGGACUACUCAUCAUGAGCUGUACCUACUAUGCCUUCAAGACCCGCAACGUGCCCGCCAACUUCAAUGAGGCCAAAUAUAUCGCCUUCACCAUGUACACCACCUGCAUCAUCUGGCUAGCUUUUGUGCCCAUUUACUUUGGGAGCAACUACAAGAUCAUCACUACCUGCUUUGCAGUAAGCCUCAGUGUUACUGUGGCCCUGGGGUGCAUGUUCACUCCCAAGAUGUACAUCAUCAUUGCAAAGCCCGAGAGAAAUGUCCGCAGUGCCUUCACCACCUCUGAUGUAGUCCGCAUGCAUGUUGGUGACGGCAAGCUACCCUGCCGCUCCAACACUUUCCUCAACAUCUUCCGAAGAAAGAAACCAGGGGCGGGAAACGCCAAUUCUAAUGGCAAGUCUGUGUCAUGGUCUGAACCAGGUGGAAGACAGGUGUCCAAAGGACAGCACAUGUGGCAGCGCCUCUCUGUGCACGUGAAGACCAGUGAGAUGGCCUGCAACCAAACGGCUGUCAUCAAGCCCCUCACUAAAAGUUACCAAGGCUCCGGCAAGAGCCUGACCUUUUCAGAUACCAGCACCAAGACCCUUUACAACGUGGAGGAGGAGGAGGGUGCCGAACCGGUUCGCUUUAGCCCUCCCCGCAGCCCUUCCAUGGUGGUGCACCGACGCCUGCCGACCGCGGUGACCACCCCCCCUCUGCCGCCCCACCUGACCUCGGAGGAGACGCCCCUCUUCCUGGCAGACCCAGUCAUCCCCAAGGGCUUGCCCCCUCCCCUCCAGCAGCAGCAGCAACUUCAGCAGCCACCACAACAGCAGAAAUCCCUGAUGGACCAGCUGCAGGGCGUCGUCAACAGCUUCAGCACCGGGAUCCCUGACUUUAACGCGGUGCUGGCUGUCCCCGGCGGCCUGGGCAAUGGGGUGCGGUCCCUGUUCCCACCCCCACCACCCCCACAGCACCUGCAAAUGCUCCCACUGCAGCUGAGCACCUUCGGGGAAGAGCCCAUCUCCCCCCUAGCAGAGGACGAGGACGACAGCGAGCAGUUUAAGCUCCUUCAGGAGUACGUGUACGAGCGGGAGGGGAACACAGAGGAAGAUGAGCUGGAAGAGGAAGAGGAGGACCUGCCCGGGGCCAGCAAACUGACCCCAGAGGACUCGCCUGCCCUGACGCCCCCAUCGCCUUUCCGAGACUCGGUGGCCUCGGGCAGCUCGGUACCCAGCUCCCCCGUGUCCGAGUCGGUGCUCUGCACCCCUCCCAACGUGACCUACGCCUCUGUCAUUCUGAGGGACUAUAAGCAAAGCUCUUCCACUCUGUAGGGAGGAGGUGUCCACAUAGAAAAGCAAGCUAAGUCAGGAAGCCUGGGUCUCCAGAGAUGCGCAAAAAGCUGGAGGAAAAGAACGGAGAGGAGAGGGCAAAGUCAAGAGGAAAGGAAGGGAAGAGAAGCUGCUGCUGCCUUAAGCAAGGAGAGAGAGAAGGCGGCUGUACUGAGCAAGCAAAAGCAAAAAAAAAAAAAAAAAAAUCCAGGCAAGGGUUCUGAUUCUUGAAUUAUUCAAAAGCCUUCUCUGGGAAGAAAGGGAAUUCUGACAAAGCACAAUCCCAUAUGAUAUGUAACUUUUAUGGCAAAAAAAUAAAAUCAGCAACAAAAAUCUUCUCUUUGCACAACUGUGCACAGACAUAACAUGCCCCCCCACACUGGCCAAGCUUGAAAAGAGACAACUGUGGAGGUGCUGUUUGAAUGGUGUUCAUGUAUUCAUACUGAGCAUGGUGGAGCCAGAGCCGGUGGGUGAAGGGGGUGCAGGCAUGGAACCAGCCAGUGAACACGGGAUGGGACAGUGACUCAUUUCUCUUGAGCCUUCUCCCACUUCUCUUCACCCACCCACCCAAUCGUGUGCCAGCCUUGUUGUAACACUUAGAAAAAGGUGCACGAACAUCCUGCUGCUCUGUGAUUGCUCUCUAUUUAGGAAAAGUGGAAUAAGAGCAAAGAUAAUCACCACCAAGUGCUUCCUCAGGAGUGCUAAGAGAGGGAGGACUGCGAAGCAGGCUUUGAAAAUAGUCAGUCAGCACAAUCAGCUCCCCAUGUAUGAUUCUCCUUAUUGGUGGUUUUGGAAAAAGGCCAGAACCAGAGAUUGUUCAGAGAGUGGCAGAAGGACUUUUGUGGGUUAACUUGUGUUUGUGCCAAGGGGCUUUCCGUUGCCCUUCAGUUAAAGAGAACAAACCCUGUGACAAAAUUGUUAUCUUCCAUUUACUGUAGCAAACAACACUUACCAGUUGAACUUCUCAGAUGCAGUGUAUGUACAAUGUGGUGCCAUUGUUUCUCUGUAUGUACUGCAGAAACAAACCCAUCUCUGAACCUAACGGUGUACUUAUAGCAACUAUUACUAGUUUCAAUGGCAAACGAUUCUUUCCUAUCAUCACUGAAGUCCCUGUAAUACUAAACUAGGGGUGAAUGUGUUCCUAUGUCCUUGUAUACCAGUGACUAUAAAAUUUGUGCAACGUAAUGUCAGUCAAACUGCAACCAGAAGACUGUCCUUCAGGUAUAGCUAUUUGUACGUUCAAAUAAUGUUUUGCAUAUCAUUGUCACCAAUAUCUACAGAAGCUUUUUGAAGGUUUGAGUGACGUGGUCCAGAGUUUUUCAGAUGCAGCUCAAAUGGUCAUUCCUCAUCUAAGAGAGAACGUAUUUUUCAGAUAUUUUAUGAUAUGUGAAUAUGUUAUUAAUAAAGUGGCUUGAAAUUUGUUAUAUUAAAAGUUCAAAAAAAAAACUGGGUAACAAUAAAAAUGUACGUUUUAUAAACUUGCAAACAGUAUUAUUAAAAUGUAUGAUUGAAAAGACAAUAUUUAGAGUACUUCAGGUUACUUUAGUUUUUUAAGCAUUUUUCCACAGCUAUGUGUGCUUUAUGUGCAUGAAGUAUAUGCUAACAUCAAAGUCUGGUCAGAAUUUCUCAAAUAUUUAUCUAUCCAUCACUUUUUGGCUCCUUUUAAUUUUUCUUUCUGUGUACUUUUAUGCCUGUGUUUUCACGUCAAAAUUUUUCUUCAUGUUUUUGGUAUUUACUGUAGUGUAAUAUCCAUGUCCAUGGUAAUUCAUGUGUUCCGUUUUUACCCUCUCUGUUUACCCUGAAUAAAAGAGAUUUUUCUUGCCAUUUUGAUUCCUACUAUUAUUUGUGGAAUGAGUCUUAUCUCUUAAAUUUCUUUGUUGAUGCCUUAUGUUCAGUCAUAUUUUUAAUGUGCUUCCUUCAUGUUGAAGCCACUGAUUUCUCAGCCAAAAACCAUCUUAGAAACUUUCAAUACCCACUGCAUUAUUUGUCUAAAAUUCAAAAUCAAUCCAAUGCUUGCAUGCAGCUCAUGUCUAUUCUGUCUUACCAUAUACUAGUGCCAAGUUCAGUCAGUCCCAUGUCAAGAAUGAACCUCCUUGUCUUUAAAAAGUAACUUUAAAACACUUUUGGUGAAAAGACCUUGUGGCUGAAAUGUGAACUCCAGUUCCACACGCCUAUCGCAGUGAAGCUUAUGAGAAAAAUGAGUGAUUCCAUGCUUACUAGAUCAAUUUCUACUAACUGGUAAACUAACAAGGGCAAGGAUGGAAUUGACUAUUAGUGAAAAUUGUUUUUUGUCUUAAUGCCACGAAUAUAUACCCUUGACAUUACAGGACUUGUGCUUUUGCCUUUUUUAAAAUAAAAAUAGAUAAAGUAAACAAUGUCUCCUAUUCAAAUAUAUAAGAUGUCAGUUUUUUGAGGUUUUGGUCUGAGAUAUUUGGUGAACACAUUAAACACUACACAUGUUAUUACUGGAAAUGCCUACUAUUACCAGGAAUAUGAGUUUUCUGAAAUGCAAUAGAGUAUUAGCUCUUAUAUCAUAAUUGUUCACAAAGGAAAACAUACACACACAUACCAUAUACCAAAAGGGCAGAAACUCUUUACCCAAAUAUAUGUGCUUGUUCCAGUUGUUGAGCUUCUUGUAAAAGUAUUUCUUUUGGCUCGUUACUGCCUUUUGUCAAAUAAUCUUGAUGAUGCUGUAUAAUAAAUAUUUUCUAUUUAUUAA
Messenger RNA from Loxodonta africana (African savanna elephant), 5581 nucleotides. RefSeq names its product metabotropic glutamate receptor 1. NCBI's taxonomy places the organism in Eukaryota, Metazoa, Chordata, Mammalia, Proboscidea, Elephantidae. Gene Ontology annotation, biological process: G protein-coupled glutamate receptor signaling pathway; regulation of synaptic transmission, glutamatergic. The coding region runs from base 16 to 2865 and encodes 949 amino acids. Gene Ontology annotation, molecular function: G protein-coupled receptor activity involved in regulation of postsynaptic membrane potential; adenylate cyclase inhibiting G protein-coupled glutamate receptor activity. The transcript is spliced from 7 exons. Gene Ontology annotation, cellular component: plasma membrane; postsynaptic density membrane. The record is from RefSeq and is a predicted model, not a curated record.